Fusarium poae is the source of this 1350-nucleotide messenger RNA. RefSeq lists its product as uncharacterized. The record is from RefSeq and is a predicted model, not a curated record. The transcript is spliced from 2 exons. The coding region runs from base 1 to 1350 and encodes 449 amino acids. Lineage: Eukaryota; Fungi; Ascomycota; Sordariomycetes; Hypocreales; Nectriaceae.
AUGAAGCCCCGAGACAAGGUAUCUAUUCAGCCAGAGAAAAAGAUUCUUGAUCGUGGUCAAGAUCCGACUGCUUCGAAGUAUGUUAAACAUGGUCCUGGAUCUGGAGACCUCAUGGACCUGAGUGAUGACAAGGGUUCUUCAGCACCACAAAGUAAUGAUAGCACUAGAGGCAGCGAAACUUACAUGACCUCCGACUCCAUGAAGGCGUUUUUUUCCGCCCAGAACGCAGAGAUGACUUCUUUCCUGCAGUAUUACGGACAACAGGCCGAGGCGCAAAGGUCUACUCUGGGGCAUAUGACUGACCACAUCAGUGGUAUCGUCACAGGCCUCGGCAACACUGUUUCCCAAUGGCUAAGACAUUCUGCUGCGCGCCAAGAGGAACGUCUUUACGAAGAACUUAACCGCGCCUACAUGCGAGUUGGACAUGCCGAGAGCCAAUGUCAACAACUGAAAAUGGACCACCAGGGUUUACAGAAGCAGCUUCAAGAGGCAAACACCAAGCUUGCCGAUGCUGUCAAGGAGCGGAAUGAGUUGCGAAAACUCGCCGAUAUUGCCAGCUGGACAGGCGCAGCAAAGAUAUCGGACGAUGCUAUUCGAAGCCAGUGGAAGCAGCUUGACUACAACAUUCGUGCCAUGGCUAGAGCCAUGGCCAAAUGCCCAACCAAAUGUCCAACAGACGACGUGAACAAAGCGCGAUUCGGACGCAUAGUCUCGUCUUGGCCAAAGUUGUUGGAAAAUGAUGACUACAAAGAACUCAUCCUCGCCGCUUACCUCUGGAUUCUUGUUAAUGAAGAAAUUUUCGUGAAUGGGGAUAAAUUCUGGGGUGGUGGUUUCAUUGGUACUUUCAAAACCAUACGAGGGCGCCUCGUUGAGCUUGCCCCUAGGACUGAUCGACCUUUACGCUUAGGACCGACGAUGCGACAUGUUGCAAAGUGGUCUGCCCAAGGCACCGCUCUCCUCAGUCACUUCGAUCAGCGUGAUAAAAAGGCCCCCAAGAGACACGCUAGUAAAGAAUUAGACAGGUUGAAGCUAUUCUGCAACAUCACUGCGGAGAAGUCAGGCACCGAUUUCCUCCAGGAGAUGAAGGUCAUUCUGGAAACUGCACUCAACCUCGAUGAGAUGUUGAUGGGCUCCAUGGCCAUUUUGUCGACCCAUGAGCUGGAGCAUGGACCGAAGAGUCUGCGAUACGAUGCAGAUCUAAUGGAUGUUUUGGCACACACCAAGGAACUGUCCCCCAAGACUGCAGUUGAUUUCAUUAUCUCGCCAAUGCUUCUCAAGACGGGGAACGCCAAUGGCUGCAACUACGACAGCGAGAUGGUUCUUUGCAAAGCCUCAGUGGUGUGUAAGUGA